Molecule: messenger RNA, 5112 nt
Organism: Betta splendens (Siamese fighting fish)
Lineage: Eukaryota; Metazoa; Chordata; Actinopteri; Anabantiformes; Osphronemidae
Gene: n4bp1
Product: nedd4 binding protein 1
Exons: 12
Coding region: 214-3135 (973 amino acids)
Biological process (GO): negative regulation of protein ubiquitination; negative regulation of proteasomal ubiquitin-dependent protein catabolic process
Cellular component (GO): nucleus; PML body
Source: RefSeq, a predicted model, not a curated record
GUUGGGACUUUCCGGAUACGUCACUAGGGGCUUCCGAGUUUCUAAAGCUAGCGUUCCCUCUGCGUUAAUGUUGUCAGACGCGGUAAACGCCACUGUGUCGUUCCGGGCCACGCACAGAAGACACCAUGGAAACGUUGACGGCUCCGAACGAAGCCGAGCUGUUUGGAUUUUGAGGAGCGGUUGUCAGAAGCGAUAGUCAGUGCGACAGCCGGAAUGUCAACAACGCGGCCCCUCCUCGGAAUGAGGCGAGUCACCGAGCUAACGUGCUCGGAGCAGCCGAGCAGCAGGCUCCCUGCGCCCGCCGGCAGACAGCAACACGAGCCCCCCACCGUGGACGAGUUCACGGUCCUGGAGGACAAAGAAGACGAGCUGAAAUGCGCUAAACCUCGAGUGGAGCAGGUUUUUAAAGUAACGUUCACUAUUAUAGGUUUACUGGACCACACAGGACAGCAGCACGGCAGCAAAACAUCACGGCAGAUAUGGCUGCAGCUGAAAGGCAACAGAGACGACGUCUCCAAGGCAAAGGAGUAUGUUCGAGGACUGUGUGACCCAGAACUGCACAAACAGGAGCGCUACCCAGUAGACAUGCACUGUAUCUUUGCUGGUGCCCGAGGGCUCUUUCUGGACAGACUCAUUCGGGAUACAAGUGCUGAGGUUCUGGUGCUAGAACCGGGUCGUCUGCGGUUGCUGGGACAGGCUGAACCUGUAGUAAUGGCCCAGAGUAGAGUUCAGCAGUUUGUAGCACUAUUCCAGGAGAAGAGAAGUCUACCAAGCGACAGAGAGCCAGCAGUGAAGAGAGCCUUCAAGUCUUUUGUAGAAGAAAGAGCUGACAAGUUUACUAUGGAGCUUCUACUGCUGCCCAGUGCACUGAAGGAAGAGUUGCUGGGACUGGCCCACAGCCCCACUGGCAUAAACGCCUCAUCCCUGGUUCACCCCAACCACGCACUGCACCCAAGCAUAGAGGUGGACCAGGAUCGCUCGCAAAAUAGCACUCCUGUGACAGAGCUCUCCAACCGUAUUCUGGACACCAGCUUUGAAGAAAAGGGGACCACAACCGCACCUGUUAGUGGAGGUGGUAAAGCAACAGGUGGCGGGAUCGGCUUAGGUCCUGACGUCAUCCUGCUCAACGGCACUCGGCCCUCACACAAACGUCGUUCAUCCGAGAGCGAAACUCGUAAUACAAAAAGACAAUAUUCUCUGGAGAGGAGGGACGAAUCACCAGACAGAGACAGAGAGAGACAGAGGGACAGAGAGGUCCAGGGUGGUGGUAGUGACUGUAGAUCCAAAACCCCCUCUGCAUCAGCAUCCCUCUCCUCCUCAGCGAAGGCCAACACAGUCGAUCCGCAUAUGCUGGACUCUAAUGAGGGAUUGUCAGAUGAAGGUGAGGCUGUCAGUCCAGAAACCAACCUUCGCUGCCUGGUCAACUUCUUUAGGACCAUGGGUUACCAGAAGGAGGUGGUGGAGCGUGUCGUCAAGGAGACGGGACAAACGGAAGAUACAUUCCUCAUUCUGGAGAAGAUUGUUGAGGAAACUAGGCAUUAUGAAGAUGGGCUGAAAGCAGUAGAAAAAAGACAAUUGGAUUUUGUGCAGUCUCCUGACGCUUCCUCGUCAUCCUCCUCUGCAGUCUCUCGGUUUCGAGAGAAGGACCUUAACAGAACACUUGUAGACUCAGUCAGGUCCAAAGAGAGCAUUAAGACAAAUCAGCAUGGAGGCAGCACCAACGGUCUGGGACACCGAAGGCAGUGCAGCGGCAGCGAGGCCACCACUCAGCAGACUUUCCCCAUUAAGAGAAGCUCCAGUGCUCAGGGUGGUGCAGUAAAUUACGACGUUAUUACCAUUGACGACGAUGAUGAUGACGUCACCCCUUCAGAAACCAAAACGGCAGAAAGUAGGACUUCCCAUGCAAUGAAGAUGACACAUCCUGACGUGUUUGGGUCCAGAACAGACUACUUGGCGCGGGGAGGGAGCAGCGUUUCAUCCAAGGACUACCUGUCGAGGGGAGGGACUCAGACUUUAGGAGCAUCAGUUAAAGUGGAGACCGUGACAGCGCUGCGCAGCACACCUCAGUGGUUGACUGCCACCACCACCACGCUGGCAUCAACCCCCACUUCUGCUCAGCCUGUCAUACGCACCUCUGCCUCACCCUAUCAAACCAUUGCUCACACCGGUGCAGUCAGACCUGCAAAUGAUCCUCCAAUACCCCUGGUCACUGGCUUGACUCGCUUCCAUCAGUCGCUGAGAACUCCCUACACUCUGAAGCUGCCGAACGAACCUGGGUGUCCAGAGCUCAGACACAUCAUCAUAGAUGGCAGUAACGUGGCUAUGGCUCAUGGCCUUCAUCGAUUCUUCUCCUGUCGAGGCAUCGCACUGGCUGUUGAGACAUUUUGGAAACGGGGUCACAGGGAAAUCACAGUAUUUGUCCCUCAGUGGCGUCAAAAGAGAGACCGGCUCACAACAGAGCAACAUUUUUUAAAUCAACUGGAAGAUCUGAGGCUCCUCUCCUUCACUCCCUCCAGAGAGGUCUGUGGACAGAGGAUUUCCUCCCAUGACGACAGAUUCCUGCUUCAUCUCGCAGAAAAAACGGAUGGGAUUAUUGUAACCAAUGACAAUCUGAGAGACUUUGUUGAUACAUCUGACACCUGGAGGAAGAUCAUCCAAGAGAGGUUGCUUCAGUUCACUUUUGUGGAGGACCACUUUAUGAUCCCUGAUGACCCCCUGGGAAAAAAUGGACCUCACAUCGACAUCUUCCUGCGUAAAGAUAACAGGAGAUCUCCAAUCACUCCUCCUCCUCUGAGACCCUCAGACCUCCAGUCGUCUUCCCAGCAGCAACCAGUUUAUGUCCAGGCCCUCCACACUGCUCCUCGGGUCUCUGCCUCCACACCCCGGCCUCCUCCCUCCUUGAUUCCCCACUCUGGGCCCUGGGUCCACUCUGGUCCCCCUGAAUGGCACCCUCCCCGACGUUCCCCUCCUCCUUCACCCUCUCCCCCUCCUCAGCGGUCUCCAGGGGAGACGUCGGAGUUAAAGAGAAGGCUCUACGACAUCUUCCCAGACCAGAAGCAGCGGAUUGACCGCAUCCUCAGUGACAACCCAUAUAUGAGAGACUUGAACGCCUUGUCUGGGUUGUUGCUGGGAUGAGGAACUGCCACAGCUGUGUGAAUACAAAAAUAAAUGUGGUAUAUGUGACAGCAUAAAUAUAAUUUAUUUCACCAUAUCUUCCAGCCUGGAGGAUUUUUUUGGAUGAUGAUGAUGAUUAUUGCUGUUUUACACAAAUACUGAUUAUCAAACCAGCUGCUACUGGCAAAAAUUAUUAUUGGGAUGUUUUUUUCCUCCAUUUAAAAUAAGUGAACAUCACUAGUGUCUUUAGAAACAAAAGUAUUAAUAAAAAUCAUUUGUUGCUUAAAGCAGUCUAUACUUCUCAGUUGACAAAAGAUUAAGAUUCCCUGAACUUUGUAGCAGCACCAGAAAAUAAAUGUACAAACCGGUACCUGAAAUUGUUCCAGCUCUUCCAGUGUGUUGGUGGCUCCAGCUCAACACCUAAUUCAUUUUUACAAUCCUUGAUUACCUUCAACCUCCUCAAAGAGACAAUCUCAUGAACAGGACAUUUUCAGGCUUUUGCAUGGCUUCACAUUGCAAACAUACCGUGUGAUAUAUACAAUUGUGUUUUCUUAAACAGAGAAUUUCAGUGAACAGUCUCAGCAUUACGCAGUUAUAACACCAGCACGGCAACGAUGCAAACAUUAACAUUCCCUGUGGAGUUUCUAACCUGCUGACCAACACGUGAACAUGUGAUGUGCAGCCUAACCAGUGGUUUCAGCAGUGCUUGCUAGUAGCAGUGGCGGUUUUAAAAUGCAUUAAAAAACACAGUUUGAAUGUAAACAUAACUUUGAUUUGUUGAUAUCAAACUCCAGAGGGACUGUUUCCCAGUGCACUUGAUUAGUUGUACAAUGAUAAAAAGAUACAAAAUACAAAGAUCUUUUAUUGUUGCAUCAUCACACUCACAUUUAGAUUUAGUUUUAACAGUAUGAUGCUACAUAUUAUUAGAUGUUGCAUUGUGCACUUUUGUUUCACUAUGACUUAUAUUCCAAUGCUGAUCUGAUCCAUUACUGAAACCGAAGCAGCUCGUCUGUUACACUACAGCAGCCUAAACAUUCGUUGUUUAAAGUUUAUUCCUAAUAACUUGUAAAAAUAUUUCUUGUUAUGAGAAAUUGACCAAAUUUUUUUUGUCCGUUUGAGCACAAUAUUUCUUUUCAAAUGGUCUUUACACCACCCAGUACCCUGGCAGAAACCAGUUGAGGCCUUUAUACCCUACAAACAAAUAAGUCUGUUUAUCAAUGACUGAGCUGUGACAUGAUCAGACGUGACCUUUGCUUGCUCUGUGUUGUUUCCCAAACUGUUGUUUUUUUAAGCUGUGGAAACCCAGCUGCUGAAACAGAAUUCAUUGUUCUUAUGGUUUAUGACUACGCACCUUGGAUGACCCGUUCCAAGAACCAGUUGAAACAGUUCGAUAUUAAACACUGUUUUUGGGAGAAUACACUAGUUCUAAAAUCAACACGUUUUGUUGUGAGACACUUUGUGUUCUUGGCCAACACAUGCCGCUUUAUUGGCAGUUGGAUGAAAAACACUACAAGAGUUCAGAUUUAUCUUUGUUUAAUAUUAAAUUCGAACUGUGCCACAUAAAAUACCCUUGCUCACCAAAAUAAGUCUUACAGACACUGAAUUAUUUGAGUUAUUUGUAAAAAGUAUUUAAAAGCUCACCUUUAUGCACUGAUGAGGACUCAUGCUGUAGUGAGUGAAAUACAGUUUCAUUGAUGAAUUUCCAGAAAGCUUGUAGUGUUUUUCUAACGUCACAGAGAAUGUGGACUGCAUCAGAGUUUUGUAAUAUACAGACACUUUAAAUCUCUGCACAAAAACUUUACAAGGUGUCAAAAUCAUUUUGGUUUCCAUUUGCUUUGUUGUUGUUGCUGUAAGUCUUAUCAAAGGACUUUUGUUGUAUUAUAUGUUCUUGUGUACAGAAUGUUCAUUUCGUUCUAUAAAUACAAGCCUUUCUUGCCCAUGGUGCACACAUGUUUUUAUGUACGUGAUAAAUAAAUACAGCAGUCCCUUGAACCUUUA